AAUUUCACAAGCUCCCUUCCGGUUCCAACAUGGAGAUCAUCUUCCAAAAAGGCCAUCACAAAAUUGAUGAGAAGCCGCCGUUAGUAUUCGUGCACGGGAGUUUUCACGCUGCGUGGUGCUGGGCUGAACACUGGUUGCCCUUCUUUUCUCGACAUGGAUUUGAUUGUUAUGCUCUCAGCUUGCUCGCCCAGGGAGAAAGUGAUUCACCUGAUGGUGCAGUUGCAGGUUCACUCCAGAGUCAUGCAGCUGAUGUGGCCGACUUCAUCCACAAGGAAAUCCAGUUACCACCAAUCUUGUUGGGUCACUCUUUUGGCGGACUUAUCGUUCAAUACUAUAUUGCAAAUGUAGGAAAUGAGAAAUUGCAAGAAAUGGAAAACACACACCCGAAUCUAGCUGGAGCUGUCCUUGUAUGCUCUGUACCUCCUUCAGGAAAUAGUGGCCUAGUUUGGCGGUAUCUAUUCUCCAAACCUAUUGCUGCAUUUAAGGUAACGCGCAGUCUGGCAGCAAAAGCUUUUCAAACUUCUCUGCCACUUUGUAAGGAAACUUUCUUCUCUGCUUCUAUGGAGGAUCAUCUGGUCCUUCGAUAUCAGAAGCUGAUGACAGAAAGUUCACGGAAGCCACUUUUUGAUCUGCGGAAGCUGAACGCAUCACUUCCUGUCCCUCCCGUGAAAGAUCCUUGUAUGAAGAUUCUGGUGUUGGGAGCAAAUGAUGAUUUUAUAGUGGAUGCAGAGGGUCUUAGAGAAACAGGCAGAUUUUAUGGAGCAUCAGCUGUUUGUGUAGAAGGGGUUGCACAUGACAUGAUGUUGGAUGAGUCAUGGGAGAAAGGUGCACAAGUAAUUCUAUCAUGGCUGCAUGCUUUGGACACGGAGCAGCCUCAAUAGUUAGUUGGAGCUUCCCACAUCCCAAAAUGGGAAGAGUCUAACCUACACCCAACGCACUACACAUCGCCGUUGCGAUUAUAACACGUGUCGCACCAUUUAAACCCAUGGGAAUUCAACUUUUCGAUAACCAGACCGUUAUUUGGUUUUAUAAUACCGCCGGUUCAUAGAAUCAUUUGCUGAGAAUGGUUUUGAGUUUUGACUUGGAACUAGUGCAUGAGUAAAUUCUUCCUAUGUGUCCACUAAGCUAUAUUUAUGGAAUUUUGAAUGCAGGUCUCCAUUAAUACUAAA
Molecule: messenger RNA, 1169 nt
Organism: Salvia miltiorrhiza (redroot sage)
Lineage: Eukaryota; Viridiplantae; Streptophyta; Magnoliopsida; Lamiales; Lamiaceae
Exons: 8
Coding region: 30-881 (283 amino acids)
Source: RefSeq, a predicted model, not a curated record